Messenger RNA from Drosophila melanogaster (fruit fly), 1695 nucleotides. RefSeq lists its product as uncharacterized. The transcript has 4 exons. The record is from RefSeq and is marked reviewed. Bases 124 to 1398 code for a protein of 424 amino acids. NCBI's taxonomy places the organism in Eukaryota, Metazoa, Arthropoda, Insecta, Diptera, Drosophilidae.
AAACAACGUAGUCGCGCUUGCCUAACCAAGAUGUGUGAUUAGUAGUGAGUGUGUGAUAUAAACUGUAGUGAUUCCAACGAAAGGUCAGUGGCUCAUCGACCACUCAAGUGAUCCCCACUCGCAAUGAGAUUGAUCUGGCUGCAGCUCCUGGCUGCUGGGGUUGCUCUCUAUCUGGCAAACGGUUGUGCAACGGCCGCCAAGGCAUCCACAAGCCGCGGAGUUGCACAAUACAAGCUCCCGCUCCCUGCUCCAUUGCCAGACCACGAAUCUGUCGCGGUUUCAGGCGCGGAUCAGGCUAGGCGACAGCAGCAGCAGCAGCAGAAGGGAGCAUCCAACCAGCGAAGGCGCACUCAGGUCGUGCGGCGGCGCAGGCCCUCCUCUACAACAACUACUUCAUCCACCUCAACCACAACGACAACCACAUCGACAACAACUACAACGACGACAACAACAACUCCGCGUCCCAGCCUGGCCAACGGCUUCAACUUCUUUAAUCGGAACUUCUGGAGUUUCGGCCAGCAGAGUCUGGUGGCAGUGCGUCCGCCCACCAAGCAGGCCCAUCCGCCGAAAAAGUUUAGUCCCAAGGACGAAAAGUCCGGCCAACGAAAAGUGGCCAAGACCACUAGGAAACCGAUGGAUCAGAGAACGAGUACAACUAGUCGAAGCGCAACAACAACUAGCACACAAAAACCCACUACAGAUGGACCCUUUCGCAUUGCACUGCCCACCUUGAACUUCCCACGCGACAACCAGGAUAAGAACAGGGAUAGGGAAACGGAGAAGGGCAAGAGGUCGGCUGCCGAGCUGCGCUUGAGGUUCGAUUGUCCGCGGGAGAACGAGGUGAGGUUCCAGCUAUUCCCCAAGAUCUGCAAGGCGGAUCGAGACUGUGCCGUGUGGCAACGGGAUGAGCUGUGCUGUGAUAUCUUUGGAGCAAGCAGCUGUGUCUCUGGCGUUCCAAAGCCGCUAGAGGAGACUCCACAUGCUCCCAUUCUGGGCUUGAUACCUCGCAAGUGCCCGAGUAGACCGCUCGCCGAGCUCUGGUGGGACGUCCAGGAGUGCUCCACAGACAUGGACUGCUGGCCAAGGGUCUGUUGCCCGGAUGGGCGUAGGAGAUACUGCCGCACCUCGCAGCCGGAGUUGGAAACAGCUCCAGUGCCAGUGAAGCGAUCCUUCGACUAUCUUACAGAGUACCUGGAGUGCACAGCCCCGCCGCCGCCCAUCUUUGACCUUCAUCCCAAGGCGUGCACCUCCACCUUGGAUUGCUUUCCGAAUGUGUGCUGCCAGGAGGCGGGACUGCGCCACUGCCGGCCGCCCAAGAAGUCCGUGCUCACACUGAUGGCCAACUUUCUCAACGUGGACUUCGUGAAGCGACUGGCACAGAAUAUCGUUAUCAAGUAGGGCGAACCGUGAAUUUCCCACUAUUUUUCAACGUGCGUCGAGCACCUUCGACAGAACCAUUUCGAAACCGCCGUGAAAUCUCGCCCGGGUUUGUUUGGCCACGCUGAUAACCAAAAAGAAGAUAUGCCCACACCCAUACCAUUCAUAGACAUACAUAUGUAUGCACCUUUGUAUACUGCGCACCCCAUCCAUUCGUAAUUCUCCAUUAAGUAUUGUUCACCUAGCCUAGUAUUAGACCUAAGCUGCAUUCGUAGGCUAGCAAAGUAAAUAAAGUAUAUAUGUAUGUAUACGAACCAU